AAGUUGAGGCAACACCAUUCUAAUGCCAGCAAUUUGACAUGAAGGAAUAAUUGCCAAUUUCCCACUUGUAGUCCUACCUACUUGAUGAGAAUUAUAUGUAAAUAAAGGAAGGUCUGUUUAACACAGCUCAUGAUUCAAAUGCACACCCAUUUUCCUUGGUCGCUGCAGUCCAUAUAUUUAUUUGCCAAGGCUCUAUCACCAGAAUUAUGGUGUGUGUUCUGUAUCAUGGGACCACCUGCGAGCACACAUUAGAGCACACAUUAGAACUAUACAUCUAUGACCUCACAAUUUCAAGCUUGGGUAAAGAUAAGUAGAGGUGCAUGUCAUAGACUUGCUAUAGCUAAAGGCAAUGGUAGGAAUUUAACAAGAAACCUGGACUCUUGUCUAACAUGAAUACUCAUUCCUUCCAUGGCUGCCGCAUCAAAAGUUAACAAGUAAUCUGCCACACUAAGUAGCAAUCAUCUGCCAAACCACAGUCAUCACAUCAAUCAGUGUAAUGAUUAUGAGAAGCCAAAUGUUUUCCUGAUAGGCUUUGACACAAUACUGAGGCCUUAUCAGCCACAGAUCUUGUAAGGACACUUCCUUCUUUCUACUACGUCUUCUACUUCCUUCUUUCUACUAAGCCAAAAAAGAAGUCUUUCCAGCAUAAACUACUUAAAAAACACAAGAUGAAUAUUGAAUUAAAGCAAUUAAAUCUGCAUCAUGCAAUAUCCCAAUGAAGACUAAGAUCAAAUACUAAUCCUAUUUCUAGAUUUUUUUUCACAUCUUUGAGUUCUGAAAAUGGAAACAGCAACAACUCUGGAGGUCAUAGAGGAAUGUGCAGUACCAGUUAAUAGUUUUGAUAAGUAUUUCGAGAAGGCAUUGGAAGAUUCUAAGGCUGAAGUGAAGGAAGAAGAUUGUUCCGCUCAAUCCAGUGUCCUCUACAUUGGAAACCUGAACCCCAAGUAUUCCCGUGAAGUUCUCUGCAGCAUGCUGAAGGAUAUCCUUGGCAUGGCCGGUGUCACUCUUCAGAGACACCACAUUGAAGUAGUAAAGAAACGCAAGCAGGCAUAUGCCUUUAUCCAGGUGGCAAAAGAAAGCGACUCUGCCGGGAGCUGCUCCGAGUAUCCUUUGGGAGGCCCACAAGUACCUGAGAAAAGCAGAAAGGGGCUAUCAAAUGAAACCCGAAUUAACGCUAUUAGAAAAUCUACUCCAUACCCUUGGAAACUAGUAGACCGACCCAUGAAGUUCUUAAGCGGCACUCGUUCAGACAGUGUCAUUGUCCAGAGAGAAAUUGUGGGCAAAGAGUGCCUGUUCUAUGGAGCUUUCAUGGGUAACGAGACCCGGAAUAUGGAAUUUAAGCGUGGCGGUGGUGACUAUCUGACAGUAACCUUGAAGCAUCACGUGCGGAAGUAUGCAUGCGCUUUCCUUAACAGUGAAGGAGGCAGUCUUUUUGUGGGAGUGGAAGAUAAUGGCCUAGUACGUGGAGUCAGGUGUGACCACAAAGAGGAAGACCGAGUUCGCCUGCUCAUUGACUCUGUCUUGAAAGGCUUCAAGCCUCAAGUUUUCCCAGCUGUCUACACAUUAAGUUUCAUCCCAGUUAUCAAAGCUGAAGACACUGGCAUCUUCCUGAAAGUUAUCCAGCUAAAAAUUCAUCCUCCCAAACCACACAGUGAACUUUUUCUUUAUGAAACAGAUCAAGGGGAAGUAUACCUGCGACGAGAUGGCAGCAUUCAGGGCCCACUCACUGGGAGUGCCAUCCAGGAGUGGUGUCGGCAGAAAUGGACAGAAGAGAUCAAGAAACUGGAAAUGAAAAUAGAAAGCUUGAUGGAAGAGAAAGAAACUCUGGAGCAGCACAAACAGCAAAAUGCCAGCUCUUCAUGUUGUGUCCUCAUGUGACAGAGAAGCAGUAUCACUAGAAAUAUCAUCAGACAUUGGGAAUAUCAAUAUUCACCAGUAUAAAACAAAAGUAGUCCAAUAAAGAGCUUGAGUCUAA
Anolis carolinensis (green anole) is the source of this 1975-nucleotide messenger RNA. It is a transcript of the gene slfnl1, whose product is annotated as schlafen like 1. Lineage: Eukaryota; Metazoa; Chordata; Lepidosauria; Squamata; Anolidae. The transcript has 4 exons. The record is from RefSeq and is a predicted model, not a curated record. The coding region runs from base 781 to 1878 and encodes 365 amino acids.